Rhipicephalus sanguineus (brown dog tick) is the source of this 1906-nucleotide messenger RNA. Its product is annotated as PHD finger protein 7. The transcript has 9 exons. Gene Ontology annotation, cellular component: nucleus. Bases 455 to 1501 code for a protein of 348 amino acids. The record is from RefSeq and is a predicted model, not a curated record. Lineage: Eukaryota; Metazoa; Arthropoda; Arachnida; Ixodida; Ixodidae.
UGGAGAGAAUCAACCUAAGAUAUCCGCGAAAAUCGUUAAUUUAUUUUCGCUCAGAGCAGCAAGAAAGUGAUUCGAGUACAAACGAAGCUUGAGAAACAGAAAUUAGGGGUGAGGAACAAAAUCUAGGAGGUGUUGAGCAAAAGGUCGGGGGUCGAGAUGCAACUACACAUUUGAAUUUGCCGCCAAGCUACAGGUGGGCAGUACUGCAGUACACAUAAGUUACCUUUAAAAAUGCGACCGCACCGGUUGGCCAGCCUCUGUGCGAACUCAUAAAGGGUACAUAUUUCCGUAAUAUUUGUUUUUACAUUUCCAAACAACGCAGGAUACGUUGACAGUCCAAAAAAACGGUGCCGCGUUUUCUGCAACUCCACGACUCCACAUUCUCUGAUUGGCGGAGCUCAUCUCAAAUGGCUUCGUGAGAGGUGUUUUUCGGACGGGGUGGACGAGGUUUGAAAUGGCCCCGCGGCGUAAGAAAGAACCGAAACGGGGCCGCGUCACGGCGGCGGCUCCUAAAGGUUCCCACGUUCCCACGUGCGCAUUCUGCGACCUGCCGGAAAGCGACGACAUCCACGGAGAGCUGCUGAGCAGCGGUAGCGGCCUGCACGUUCAUUACUUUUGCAUGCUCUUCUCCAGCGGCCUGCACCAGAGAGGCGAGGAGAAUGAACCGCUGCGUGGUUUCGUGGAGGCUGACGUGCGCGCAGAGCUUCGCCGUGGCAGCCGACUGAUCUGUUGUUUCUGCAAACGAAGGAAUGCCACGGUAGGCUGCUGCCUGCGUGCUUGCAAGAAAGCAUUUCACAUGCCCUGUGGUGUGUCCAAGGACUGCCUGCUACAGUUCUUUGGCGACUUCAGGGUGUACUGUGGAGCACAUCGUCCUCGCCAGAAUGUGGUGCCGAUGGAGCGGGACGGGGUCAGCCUGUGCUCCAUCUGCUCCGAGCAGAUGACCCAUCCGUCAGUGGAUGUGCUGGUGACGCCCUGCUGCAGACAACUCUUCCACCGGGCAUGCAUACAGCGUCAGGCGGUGAGUGCGGGCAGCCACUUUUUCCGAUGUUGCCACUGCAACAACCAGGAGGCCUUCCAGAGAGAAAUGCAGGACCACGGCAUCUAUGUGCCAGAUCAAGAUGCUUCCUGGGAGCGGGAGCCCCACGCCUUUGAGGAGCUGCUCUUCCGGUACCAACACUGUGAUGCGCCGCGUUGCUCCUGCCCCUUGGGGCGCAGCCACAACCAGCAGGAUGGUCGUUGGAAGAUGGUGGUGUGUGACAGCUGCGGCUCCCAGGGUGUCCAUGCAUCCUGUGGCAAUGUGGGAGGCACCCACUGGGUCUGUACAGACUGCCGCCACGUCAUCAACCGAGUGCAGCCCAGCAGUCGUCCAGCGGUCGCAACGAAAGGCACCACCCGUCGCAGCAGCCCGAAGUUAUCGAGAUCGACAGCGAUGACGAGGACGAAGCGCCUCGGCCACAGCAGCACGCGGAGUGCAAGACGUCAAGCGACGCGGAGCGCAUGACGGCAAAUGGGCGCCGCCUUCUGGACUUCACCAUGCACGGUGCACGCGACAACAGCGCCACCCUGCAGCUCAUGCUCGAGACGAUCAGCGGCAGCGUCAUUGUGGCGGACAUCUCACUUGCCGACCGUUCGCUCUUCGUCUCGUGAUUCGCUGGGCGACGUGCCCUGCUUCUCUGACAAAAAAGCAGCAUUUGGUGCAUCACGUGACGGCGAGCGAAUGUUCAGAGAGCAAGAUGGUUGCACAAUUUCAUCCUUGUUGGAGUUCACCAUGUUUCUAUACUUGUUUCAUGGCGCUGGCAGCGCCGCAAGAGCACCGGUUGAGAGUGUCCUCUGUGUUUCUGUUUACUGGUUUUGGCUAGCACAAAGUUCAAGCUCCUGUUAAUAAAUGGGUAAGGCCAUGGUAUGC